GCGCGCAACACGCUCGUCGCAGCGCCGCGUGAGAAAGAGAAGGCCACGAAAGAGGGCCCCGCCGCGAGGAGAAGCGCAGGGUCCUCACUACCUGGCGCCGCCUUCAGCGACGACGACGACGGGCCGUGAUGACGGCCGUGAUGACGAUCGACGGGUUCGCCAGGAACGUCUGCCACCCGCCCUGUAGAUUCUUCCAACGCCAAACACGUGGUCCUACGUUAUUGUCUCGCCGCCGCGCCGAGCGCAUCCGGGGAAUCCGGGGAUGCAGUAAAGCUGCACUGGUAGAAGUCGAGAUGUUGUGAUGGCUGGUAGGUCACGACGUUCGAGCACAGAGCUCGAACCGGAUUUAUCGACGCCAACUGCCUCGAAAAGAUCCAAGCAGUCCGAAAUCGCAUCCGAUUCGUCUGGAGAAAAGCACCUAACAAAAGUGAAAAGUAUCGAGACAUCGAGCACGAGUGAGAUACCUGUACAGAUAGAAAUCGUUUCGGAAGGAGAUAAACAACUUUCAGAUGUUACAGAGAUCUCUGCACAGACAGAGAUCGUUUCGGAAGGAGAUAAACAACUUUCAGAUGUUACAGAACAGGCAACAACAUCGAAGCAAUCAGUUUUAGUCAGUGAAACGUCCUCGGAAUCGACUAAACAAUCGUCUCAAACAGAUCUCCCCAGACAAAAGAGUGAUAUCGCAUCGACUUCAACGGAAGCGAUCCCGAGUACAUCGAGAGAAGAGCAGCUCAAGACAUUAAAAUCCGUUGUAAUGAAGUACAGCGAUCAAGGUGAGCUCUCUGUUCCUUCCGGAAGAAGAUCAGAAGAGACGACGAUACAAAGUUUCUCGCUGCGUGAACGAGCGUCGUUCGAGAAUUUGUCCGUUAUCGGGAAUGGCGCUUAUGGGACAGUGUACAAAGCUACAGAUAAGAAUAGUGGUCAAACUGUAGCGCUUAAGAGAGUCAGGAUACCUUUGACGGAGGAUGGUCUGCCUACGUCCACAGUAAGGGAAAUUGCUGCCUUGAAGUCGCUCGAGCAAUACGAGCACCCACAUAUUGUCAGAUUAUUGGAUAUCUGCCAAGGAGGAGAUUAUCUUGAUGUAUCAUCGGGUGAUGGUACAUUCGAAAGACCGGAACAUGAUAUCACUUUUUGGUUGGUGUUCGAACACGUAGAAAGAGAUCUCGCUUCGUACAUAGCCAAUUAUCGGAAUAGCUCGCCCCGAUCAAGUAUCCCACCGUAUCUUGUGAGGCAAAUGUUAAAAGAGAUACUCUGUGGAGUGGAGUUUCUACAUAGCCAUAGAAUAAUACACAGGGACUUGAAGCCACAGAAUCUUCUAGUAACGCGGGAAGGGAGAAUCAAGAUCGCGGAUUUUGGUCUAGCCAAGACGUACGGUUUUGAAAUGAGAUUAACUUCCGUGGUUGUAACCCAAUGGUAUCGAGCACCCGAAGUACUUUUAGGAUGUUCCUAUGCUACUCCUGUAGAUGUUUGGUCUGUCGGAUGCAUAUUAGCAGAACUUUGCAAGUUGGAACCGUUAUUCCCAGGUACCAGUGAAGGUGAUCAACUGGAUAGGAUUUUCCAAGUUUUGGGUACUCCGUCACAGGAAGAAUGGCCGGAGAAUGUAUCGCUCAAUUGGAAUGCUUUUCCAUACAGACAUCCGAGACCUCUCAGUCUAAUAGUACCAGAUCUCAAUGAAGAUGGAUUAGACUUAAUAAAGAACAUGCUCAUGUUUGAUCCUCAUAGUCGUAUAACUGCAGCUCAAGCCGUAAGACACCGAUACUUUUCCGAGGAGGACGUACAAUGA
Molecule: messenger RNA, 1783 nt
Organism: Atta colombica
Lineage: Eukaryota; Metazoa; Arthropoda; Insecta; Hymenoptera; Formicidae
Product: cyclin-dependent kinase 4-like
Exons: 5
Coding region: 302-1783 (493 amino acids)
Biological process (GO): G1/S transition of mitotic cell cycle; signal transduction; protein phosphorylation
Cellular component (GO): cytoplasm; nucleus; cyclin-dependent protein kinase holoenzyme complex
Molecular function (GO): cyclin-dependent protein serine/threonine kinase activity; cyclin binding; ATP binding
Source: RefSeq, a predicted model, not a curated record